AUGGAAUUUUUCAAGUUAGUAGUAGCAUCACAAUUGGAAAAAAGGUUAACAAAAGAAGAUUAUUAUGAUCUUAAAGAUGAUCAGCUAAAUGUCUCAAUGAACUCAUCGACCGAUGCAGCAUUGACGGAGUUAAAUGCAUGUCGAAAAAUGAGUAUCUCUUCAAGACACAAUCAUGAAGAAAGUGCUGACAUAUCUACGGAAUUAUCACAAAGCGGCGAUGAGACCUCGCGUCGAGAAAGUAAUACAAGCUCAGCAAGUAGGAGGAGUACGCGCCGCCGACAACCAAAUAGUCGAUACAAUGAUUUACUUUACAGUCAACAAUUAAUACAUGUACAAAAUCAAAAGAACCAGUUACCGUCUUUAAAAAACGUAUUCCGAGGAAUAGCACUCAUGCGAAGUCACGAGUAGAUACGUAUCCAUACACAAAUAAUUUAUUAGGGAUUAGUGUACGGUGGCCAAGAUGGCGUAUCAAAAAAUCUAUAUGAAAAUACUUGUUAUGCCAUCCGCAAUAUAUUCGGAUAAGAAAGAGUUAGUAGUAAGGAAUUAGAGGUGUUCAUGGAAACUCAUUUGUGAUAUCAGAAUUCUCUUACACGCGAGUUUCUUAGAUUUUGUUUUAAUUUUGUAGCAUUGACUCAGCGCACGGAACAUAAUUCAUCUUUACUCAACGUGUUGUGCUCUUUUAUAAAUGAGUGACAAAACAAAAGAAAAAAGUCUUUAAGCACACUCGACGGUGAAGUGUAAAAGUACGUAUAAACAAAGGAAAAUGACGAGAAGAAGUAUUCUGUCUGUUGGAAAAAUACUGAGGGUGAAAGUCAUACAUCUUGCGCGUUAUCCUUUUUUCUGAGUGCGCAUGCUAAUGGAGAAUACGUGUAAAAAAAUUAUUCAACUUUUUUAUUAUUAAAAUUCUUACCGCAUUUUUCUCUUUUAGCUUUGUUCUGUUAUUCCUCUAAUAAAUAAAAUGAUUAUGAUGUUUAGCGGUACGUUUGUCAGAACGUUCGUCGUCGUUUCUGAGAUGCAGCCUUAACAUUAAGCCUAGCCCUCCGCGACGGAGAACUGCUGCAGUUGAAGAUGGACGUUGCUCUCUAGAGACGGUUGUACGAGUUUAUGGUGCAUGUUUUAGGGAUUCUGGUUAAACCCUCAUAAUUUUUGAAUAAAAUAUCAUCCACAGCUGGGAAAUGUCUCAUUUUGAUGAGAAGUGUUUGCUCUAUAUUUUAAAGUUAGUGAAACUACGUUUAGGUUUUAAUGUUUGCCGGAAAGGUACAAUUUGUCACAAAGUCACUUGUUAAGGCUUUCAGAAAACGUUUCUAUAAAUCUUCACACCCUAUUUAUGAAGACUGACUAAACAUGAAGACAUUGUGGGCUAUCCGAUGAUGUGCUCAUGUCAAAUCAAUAUCGACCUCUUAUAAAACAGUUUGUAUUUCCGACUCGAAUAUUGACGAAUGAAACAGGAAAUCUAUGUCGCAUAUAAAGCGCUUUUCUCAAGGAUCACUCAAUUUCCUUUCAGCUCGUAGAUGUUUUCAUCAUGAAAAAUUCUUCUAUCGUAUUUCUUGCAACAUUUCUGCUGUUUAUACUUCUACAUGCUUCGUACUUAACAGUCACUUUAUCAUAUAGCUUUUCGUUUAAAUGAUGGGUUGGGCGUCAUUCCGCUACUAUUGU
Didymodactylos carnosus is the source of this 1656-nucleotide messenger RNA. The record is from the annotation of a GenBank genome assembly. Lineage: Eukaryota; Metazoa; Rotifera; Eurotatoria; Philodinida; Philodinidae.